Torulaspora globosa is the source of this 612-nucleotide messenger RNA. RefSeq names its product Slx9p (gene SLX9). Gene Ontology annotation, biological process: maturation of SSU-rRNA from tricistronic rRNA transcript (SSU-rRNA, 5.8S rRNA, LSU-rRNA). The transcript has a single exon. The record is from RefSeq and is a predicted model, not a curated record. The coding region runs from base 1 to 612 and encodes 203 amino acids. Lineage: Eukaryota; Fungi; Ascomycota; Saccharomycetes; Saccharomycetales; Saccharomycetaceae. Gene Ontology annotation, cellular component: nucleolus; 90S preribosome; preribosome, small subunit precursor.
AUGGUAGCCAAGAGGAGGACAACACUCAGAAACAAAGCAGCGGCUGCAGCAGCGAGAAAUCUUGAGGAAGUGGAGGACGAAGAGCUGGACGUGAGUUCGAGAUCGUUCCUGCAUCAGCCGAGGGAAUCCAAGAAGGAAAAGCAGUUGAACAAGCACCAGAUAUUCCUGAAUCGAGUGCUGGAGAAAUCGUCAGGACGCGAUGAUCUCGCAGGAAUAUCAAAAUCAGCAGUAAGGCGUCGGAAGCGAAAGCUUAGAGAUGAGUUGAAACCGAGGAUGGGCGAUCUUCUGACAUCGCUCCGUGAGGAAGAUGAUUUGAAGCAGCACGUACUCGAGGGCUCCACUGACGGGGGUCCUAGCGAUGGCAACUCGGAUCCGAUAGCUAAGAAGAACGUGGUUAGAGUGCUUUCAAAGGAUGAGCGUCGAGCUGGCGAACUAGGCUAUGUUCAUAUAAGGAAAAACGAGCCCAACAUCAGAAAUCAAAAGGGAGCCAAGGCACUAUCGAUAAGGGAAACGUCCAGGAUGAACGAUAUACUGCACAAUAGUAGCUUCCAACAGAACCCCUUUGGCGCCUUGCGCGAAGCCAUAAUGAUGAAGCAGCAGGAUCGUCAGUGA